Pollicipes pollicipes is the source of this 843-nucleotide messenger RNA. RefSeq lists its product as uncharacterized. Bases 327 to 701 code for a protein of 124 amino acids. NCBI's taxonomy places the organism in Eukaryota, Metazoa, Arthropoda, Thecostraca, Pollicipedomorpha, Pollicipedidae. The record is from RefSeq and is a predicted model, not a curated record. The transcript is spliced from 4 exons.
GCCUCUCCGCCGUGCUCGCCUCGCCGCCGGCCCAUCCCGAGCUGGACACGGACGUCGGCUUCUACCAGCUGACGGCCGGAGACGUGACGCUGAGCGUGGACGAUCUGCUGGAGCGGCGGCACCGGCUCUUCGCUGACGGAGGCGUGACGCCUGAGGACGUGCAGACGCUGUGGGCGCUGAGCUGCCGCCAGCUGCGCCUAUGGCUGGAGCUGGCGCGACCGGUCAGCCUGCAGGCCGCGCGCGACAGGCUGAUCGAGGCCGACUUCGUCCCGGCGCCGCCUGGCUUCACCGUGACGGAGCCCGGUCAUCCUCUGUUUGGCUGUCUGAUGCUGCUGACACCGGGAGACAGCGAUGACCGGCUCGCAGCGACCGUCUGGGUCAGGAACGAGGGCCAGCUGCCGCUGCUGCUGCACCGGCUGCGUCAGCUGUUCGGACCCGACUGCCAGCUGCGCUCGGCGCGCCGCCUCCACACCGCUGACGACAUGCGCGCCGCCCUGGUGGCCCAGCUGCAGUUCACCGAGGCGCGGCUAGGUGGCGACAGGGGCGCCGGCGGCCCCGAGCGCCGCGGCCUCCGGCUCGGUGAUCUGCACGUGCCCAUGGCGGAGUACGGGCCCUGGCGGCGGCGGCUGACCCAGCUCGAGGAUAACACGGCCGCCUGUGCGCUGGAUUUGGUGGAGCCGGAGGAGGCUGCGCUCAGCUGACGGCCGGUGGUGGUGGACCGGUGGACUGUGAUAGCGGGCUGACCGGGAGAUUUGUGGUUCAAAACUUACUGCUGUAUCGCGCUGUGAGUACUUGUUGGUGGCGCGUAUCCAGUACUUGUAUCCAGUUUCAUCGAGUCGCUUA